GAUAUCUGAGACCUACAAAUAGCUUACUUAGUGAAGAAGGUUUUGACGGAAUCGUUUUAACUUCUUACAUAUUUCUCGGUCGAGAUGGCUCGUCAAAACAGGGCGCUUAACAAACUUUCAAUGACGAAUUGAAUAACAAUACCAAAGGCACCGGCGAUUCCCGCAAGGCUUUUGUAGAUUCGCAAGAGCCCCCAAGAGAAAGCCCCACGUGAGAGCACCUCUCGGGGCAACGCAGCAGGUUUAUGCUAAUCACGCUCGGAGGAGGGGAGCGAGCCGCGGCGCGGAGCCAUUUUGUAGUCAUUUUAAACUUUACAUGGAAUAAUGCCACCUCGUCCCAUGGAUACUACGGAUACAGUGACUUUUUCUCCGUUAAAACUGGAAAAAUGAAGGUUAAAUGAAAGGCACCGUGUGGGGAAAGGGAGAGUUGAUGGACUUUCUUAAGGUGUUUUGAAGUUCUGUGGAACUAAGGAAUUUUAAACCAUGGAAGUGGUUCUGCGUUGGACCUGGGUAAGCCUUGUGUGUAGUUUGCCGUUCAUGGGAUGUUUCGACUUACACAUCUCAGACACUUCACUCUCAGGGAACGUGCUGACAAAUAUGUCACUCGGUCCCGGCUGGACAUACAAAAUUGACAGAACUUUAACUGCAAAAUACCUAUUGGAGUUUGUGAAUGUAGAAUGGCAAGACGGAGUGGUAAGUGUUUCCAGUAGGGUGGACUGUGCGCGCUUACCUAAGAACCCGGCGCCUCUCUAUGUCAAGAUAAGAUCUAUGACAUCUGGAAACUUUGUUCUGACACAUUUUAACGUGUUUGUUCACGGACAGAAUUGUUUUAUCAAAUACAAAAGAAAGAGUUCCAUUGACAAGCCAGAUAUUUAUGCCGAUCACCUAUACAAGUUAGGGGAAACUUCCUGCUUGUCUUCAGGUAAUUUACUUGUCAAUGUGAACGACAUUUUACCUGAAUUCGUUAAGCAGACUUCAAUUUCUAGUUAUUCGUGCACAAACGCCGAUGGUAAUGCAGUAGUGAAUAACGGGAAUGUAUUUCUCAAACAUGAGCACUGUUCCGAACCGGGGGAGCGGAGCGAAAUGGCUUUUUGGUGUACAGUGCACGGCUCGUUGGGUGACCGUGUUUCCAUGCGCGUCAGAUUGCGAUUCGGGCCAAAUAGUCACCGCGUGUCGUCAGAGUUGAUUCACAACAAACCCAGUAAAUUAAAUCUCAGAAUAAAGAGAGGCUUAAAAACGAAUCCCACAUUUCAAUUGCCCGGUUAUCAAGUAUCUGUCCCGGAGAAUGAGCCAGCGGGGACUCGUGUUAUCAACGUGAAAGCUACUGAUCCGGAUAGUGGGGAAGCGGGGAGGCUUAAGUAUGCCAUGGAGGCACUGUUUGAUAAGCGAUCCGAUGAUUUCUUCGUAAUUGACCCGCAGACAGGCAGCAUUGUUACCACGCAGCCCCUGGACAGGGAAGUCAAAGACACUCACGUCUUCAAAGUAACUGCCACUGACCACGGCAGCCCUCCCCGAAUAGCCACUUCUUACCUCACCGUCACUGUGAGAGACACCAAUGAUCACGCGCCUGUGUUCGAGCAGUUGGAGUACAGGGUGGCCAUUCGCGAAAAUGUCGAAGUGGGGUUCGAAGUCAUCACCAUUCGGGCCAAUGACGGGGACACUCCUUCAAACGCAAACAUGAUGUACAGAAUUGUGAACGGAGACGGUGAUAACUCCGGUUUUGAGAUUGACUCGCGAAAUGGGCUUGUGAAAAUUCGGGUACGUCCUGACAGGGAGGUCAUGUCGCAGUAUACACUGAUAGUCGAAGCCAAUGAUCAGGGCAGAGAUCCAGGCCCGCGUAAUGCAUCCGCCACAGUGUACAUAACGGUAGAGGACGAGAAUGACAAUUACCCCCAGUUUAGCGAGAAAAGGUAUGUAGUGCAAGUGCCGGAGAACGUGGCUGUCAACACGCAGAUAGCUCAGGUGGAGGCCACAGACAAAGACGAGGGAAACAACGCCGAAGUCCGCUACAGCAUCAUCAGUGGCAAUGUGAAAGGCCAGUUCUACAUCCACUCCUCGACUGGUGUGAUAGAUGUGAUUAACCCUCUGGACUAUGAGAUGAUCAGAGAGUAUAACCUGCGUAUUAAGGCCCAGGAUGGAGGUAGGCCUCCGUAUAUCAAUGGGACGGGGAUGGUGGUUGUUCAGGUGGUGGAUAUCAACGACAACACCCCCAUGUUUGUCAGCACGCCCUUCCAGGCCACAGUGUUGGAGAAUGUGGCCAUUGGACACUCUGUGAUUCACAUCCAGGCCAUUGACGCAGACUCCGGGAAAAACGCGCGUCUGGACUACAGGCUUAGUGACACCACACCGGGGUUCCCUUUCACCAUCAACAACAGCACGGGCUGGGUGAUGGUGUGUGCCGAACUGGACCGCGAGACCACCGAGUUCUACACGUUUGACGUGGAGGCGCGAGACAAUGGCGUGCCCGCGCUCUCGUCCUCCGCCAGCAUCAGCAUCACGGUUCUUGACGUCAACGACAACGUGCCGGAGUUCACGCAGAGGUCGUACUCGCUGAAGAUCAACGAGGACGCCGUGGUGGGCACCAGCGUGCUCACGGUCAGCGCCAUCGACCGUGACGUCAACAGCAUCGUCACCUAUCAGAUCUCCAGCGGCAACACGCGCAACCGUUUUGCCAUCACCAGCCAGAGCGGCGGCGGACUGCUGACGUUGGCACUGCCCCUCGACUACAAGCAGGAGCGGCAGUACGCCCUCACGCUCACUGCGUCCGACGGCACGCGCUUCGACAACGCGCAGGUCCUCAUCAAUGUCACCGACGCCAACACGCACCGGCCCGUCUUCCAGAGCGCCAACUACCAGGUGCUGGUGAGCGAGGACCGCCCCGUGGGCUCCACCGUCGUGUUGAUCAGCGCCUCGGACGAAGACACAGGCGAGAAUGCGCGCAUCACCUACGAGAUGGAGGACAACGUGCCACAGUUCGCCAUCGACCCCGACACGGGCGCCAUCACCACGCGCACCGAGCUCGAUUAUGAGGACCUGGCCUCGUACACCCUGGCCAUCAUCGCCCGCGACAACGGCAUCCCGCAGAAGUCUGACACCACGUACGUGGAGAUCAUGGUGCAGGAUGCCAACGACAACGAGCCGCGCUUCAGCCGGGACAAGUACCAGGGCAGCGUGUUUGAGGACGCGCCCACUCUCACUAGCGUACUCCAGAUCUCCGCCACCGACCGCGACUCCGGCUCCAACGGACGCCUCACAUACACCUUCCAUGGUGGCGACGACGGAGAUGGUGACUUCCAGAUUGAGACUUAUUCCGGAAUCAUCCGCACGUCACGGAAGCUGGACAGGGAGAACGUGGCUGUGUAUAGCCUGAAGGCUUUUGCUGUGGAUAAGGGCGUGCCGCCGCUGAAGGCCUCCGUGGACGUGCAGGUGUCUGUGCUGGACAUCAACGACAAUGCGCCCAAGUUUGAGAAGGACCGGCUGGACAUCUACGUGAAGGAGGACAGCACAGUGGACUCGGUGGUGGAGCGCAUCGUUGCGGAGGAUCCCGACGAGGGGACCAACGCUCAGAUCAUAUACCAGAUCGUGGAGGGGAACAAUCCAGAAAUGUUCGACCUGGACAUCUUCACAGGGGACCUGAAGCUGCUGGCGGAGCUGGACUACGAGACGCGGACGGAGUACGUGAUUGUGGUGCAGGCCACAUCCGCACCGCUGGUCAGCCGCGCCACGGUGCACGUGCACGUGGAGGACGUGAACGACAACGAGCCCGUGCUGAAGGACUUCGAAAUCCUCUUCAACAACUACGUCACCAACAAGUCCAACAGCUUCCCGGCUGGAAUCAUAGGCAAGGUUCCGGCCCACGACCCGGACGUGUCGGAUAAGCUCCACUACAGCUUCCUGGAGGGCAACGAGCUGAACCUGCUCAUCCUCAACCAGAACACCGGCGAGCUCAAGCUCAGCAAGGACCUGGACAACAACCGGCCGCUGGAGGCCACCAUGAAGAUGGCUGUGUCGGACGGACUCCACCGUGUGACGGCCUUCUGCACGCUGCGUGUGACCAUCAUCACGGACGACAUGUUGACCAACAGCAUCACGGUGCGUCUGGAGAACAUGUCCCAGGAGCGCUUCCUCUCUCCGCUGCUGUCCCUCUUCAUGGAUGGCGUGGCCGCCGUGCUCUCCACCAGCCGCGACGCCGUCUUUGUCUUCAACGUCCAGAACGACACCGACGUCCACGGCGCCAUCCUCAACGUCACCUUCUCCGCCCUGCUGCCCGCGGCGUCGGGGGCGAUCACGCUUGGGGGCAGUGCGGGGGUAGGCGCGGGUGCGGGCAUGGGGCGCUUCUUCCCCUCGGAGGACCUGCAGGAGCGUAUCUACCUGAACCGCACCAUGCUGCAGCGCAUCACCAGCCAGCAGGUGCUGCCCUUCGACGACAACAUCUGCCUGCGGGAGCCCUGUGAGAACUACAUGAAGUGCAUCUCGGUGCUGCGCUUCGACAGCUCGCCACCCUUCAUCGCCUCCGACACCAUGCUCUUCCGGCCCAUCCACCCAAUCAACGGCCUGCGCUGCCGAUGCCCUGCCGGGUUCACCGGCGACUACUGCGAGACCGAGGUGGACCUGUGCUACUCUGGGCCCUGCCGCAACAAUGGCCGCUGCCGUAGCAGGGAGGGAGGAUACACCUGCGAGUGCCAGGAGGACUUCACAGGUGAGCACUGUGAGGUGAACGCCCGGUCGGGGCGCUGCGUGCCCGGCGUGUGUAAGAACGGGGGCACGUGUGUGGACCUGCUGGUGGGGGGGUUCAUGUGCCAGUGUCCGGCAGGCGAGUUUGAGAAGCCCUACUGCGAGAUGACAACGCGCAGCUUUCCCGGCCAGUCCUUCAUUACCUUCAGAGGACUCAGGCAGAGGUUCCACUUCACCGUCUCCUUCAUGUUUGCUACACAGGACAGGAAUGCACUGCUGCUCUACAAUGGCCGCUUCAAUGAGAAACAUGACUUCAUCGCCGUGGAGAUCAUUGAGGAGCAGGUCCAGCUCACCUUCUCUGCAGGAGAGACCAAGACCAUAGUAGCCCCCUUCGUCCCGGGCGGGGUCAGUGACGGCCAAUGGCAUUCAGUUCAGCUGCACUACUACAACAAGCCCAACAUCGGUCGUCUGGGCUUCCCUCAUGGCCCCUCGGGGGAGAAGGUGGCCGUGGUUGCCGUGGACGACUGUGACAUCGCCAUGGCAGUGCGGUUUGGAAGCCAGGUCGGGAACUACAACUGUGCCGCCCAGGGCACCCAAACAGGCCAGAAGAAGUCAUUGGAUCUCACUGGUCCGUUGCUUCUGGGCGGUGUCCCGAACCUUCCGGAAGAUUUCCCCGUUCUGAACCGCGACUUCAGAGGCUGCAUGAGGAACUUAACCAUCGACAGCAAACCCCUGGACAUGGCCAGCUUUAUCGCAAACAACGGGACUGAAGCAGGCUGCCAGACGAGGAGUAACUUCUGCACCAAGACUGUGUGUCUGAAUGGGGGCCUGUGUGAGAACAAGUGGGGCACCUACUCCUGCGACUGCCCCUCUGGAUAUGGAGGCAAGAACUGCGACCAAGUUAUGCUGGCUCCUCAGUCCUUUGAUGGUCGGGCCAUGGUGAUGUGGACGGAACCGGAUGUGACGGUAGCAGUUCCGUGGUACAUGGGCCUGAUGUUCCGCACACGGCACAGCACCGGAACCCUCAUGCAGGCCAAUGCUGGACAAGCCUCUAAAAUCAACCUGCUGCUGAACAACAAGCAUGUGCUUUUCGAGGUGUUCCUGGGUCAGUCCCUCGUGGCGAAGGUGGAUUUCCCAGAAGCCCGCAUGACUGACGGCCAGUGGCAUCACGUCCUGGUGGAGCUCAGGAGUGUGAAAGACGGCAAAGACAUCAAAUAUAUGGCCAACGUGUCCCUGGACUAUGACAUGCACAAUAAAGAGGUAGAGAUUGGGAACGAGUUGCCUGGCAUGAGGUUGGAGAGUCUGUACAUCGGGGGACUGCUAGACAAACACAACGAAGUCCUUAAAGGGUUUCAGGGUUGCAUGCAGGGUGUGCGUAUGGGUGAGACGUCCACCAACACGGCGAACAUCAACAUGCUGCAGGGCCAGAAGAUCCGUGUGGAGGAGGGCUGCGUGCUGCCUGAGCCCUGCGACGCCGCACACUGCCCCGACAACAGCCACUGCAGCGACGACUCGGUCGACGACUUGAAUACACACACCUGCGUCUGCGACCCUGGUUAUUUUGGCCGUGACUGUGUGGAUGCAUGUCGGUUGAACCCGUGUGAGCAUGUCUCCACCUGCCAGCGCAAGCCCAGCUCCUCCCACGGCUACACCUGCGAGUGCGGACAAAGCUACUACGGGCAGUACUGCGAGAACAAGGUUGAGAAGCCAUGCCCCCGUGGCUGGUGGGGGAGUCCCAUGUGCGGCCCCUGUAACUGUGACGUCAGCAAGGGCUUCAACCCCGACUGCAACAAGACGUCCGGAGAGUGCCGCUGCAAGGAUAACUACUACCAGCCCCAGGAGGGCGACACCUGCUACCCCUGCGACUGCUUUGCUCUGGGCUCUGAGUCCCGCACCUGUGACCCCCAAACCGGACAUUGCCCCUGCAAGGCUGGGGUCAUAGGUCGCCAGUGCAACCGCUGCGACAACCCCUUCGCAGAGGUCACUGUCAAUGGCUGCGAUGUGGUGUAUGAUGUCUGCCCCAAGGCGUUUGAUGCAGGCAUCUGGUGGCCCAAGACCAAGUUUGGGCGUCCUGCUGCCGCCCACUGCCCUAAGGGCUCCAUCGGCACAGCCAUCAGACACUGUGGAGAAGAGAAAGGAUGGCUGCCUCCUGACCUCUUCAACUGCACCUCCAUGGCUUUUGUGCAGCUCAAGAAACUGAAUGAGGAGCUGCAUCGUAACGAGUCCCGCAUGGAUGGCGAGCGUUCUAAGGACAUUGCACGCCAGCUGCAGAACGCCACCAAUCACACAACUGUGUUCUACGGGAACGACGUGCGCGUGGCCUUCCAGCUGCUCCGGCAUGUUCUUCAGUACGAGAGCCGGCGCAGUGGGUUCCAGCUCACCGCAACGCAGGACGCCGACUUCAACCAGAACAUCAUUGAAGCGGGCAGCGCCAUCCUGCACCCGGGCACCAAGCCGCACUGGGAGCACAUCCAGCGCUCGGAGGGGGGCACCGCCCACCUGCUGCACAGCUUCGAGGACUACACACACACACUCGUGCAGAACAUGAAGAACACCUACCUCAAACCCUUCACCAUUGUCACCGACAACAUGAUCAUUGCCGUGGAUUACCUGGACCCCUCAGAACCGGACACUGCUAAGAUCCCCCGCUUCCAGGACAUCCAGGACGUGUGUCCCGAAGAUCUCAAGUCCUCCGUUCUCUUCCCAGAGUUCUCCUUCAGACCCCUGCAGAACAACCCCCCCCCCACGGAGGAGCCCCCCACCCCCACGGAGGCUCAGACUGAGGAAGACCACACUGAGUCUGUGAUGAGGAGGAGGAGGAGGAGGAGGAGUGCAGAGAGCUACGCCCCGUUGCCAGUGGCAGCAGUCAUCGUGUACCGCUCCCUCGGCCAGCUCCUCCCCGAACGCUAUGACCCUGACCGUCGCAGCCUGAGGCUACCCAAGCGUCCGGUCAUCAACACGCCCAUCGUGAGCACGACGGUGCACAGUGAAGGGGAGCGCCUCUCUCUGCCUCUGGACAAGCCCAUCCUGCUGGACUACAACCUGCUGCAGACCGAGGAGAGGACCAAACCUGUGUGUGUCUUCUGGAACCACUCAAUCGCGAUUGGUGGGACUGGCGGCUGGUCCUCCAAGGGUUGUGAGUUGGUCAAGAGAAACCGGACCCACAUCAGCUGUCAGUGUAAUCACAUGACCAGCUUUGCUGUGAUGAUGGACAUCUCCAAACGAGAGCAUGGGGAUGUGCUGCCCCUGAAGAUCGUGACGUACACCUCUGUGACUGCGUCCCUGGUAGCGCUGCUCCUCACCUUCAUCCUGCUGGCCCUGUUGCGUCGCCUGCGCUCCAACCUCCACGACAUCCACAAGAACCUAGUGGCCGCGCUCUUCUUCUCCGAGCUCGUCUUCCUCAUCGGCAUCAACCAAACUGACAACCCGUUUGUGUGUACGGUGAUUGCCAUCCUGCUGCAUUAUUUCUACAUGUGCACAUUCGCCUGGAUGUUUGUGGAGGGUCUCCACAUCUACCGCAUGCUCACCGAGGUCAGAAACAUCAACCACGGACACAUGCGCUUCUACUAUGCCAUAGGCUGGGGUGUACCUGCCAUCAUCACAGGUCUGGCAGUGGGUUUGGAUCCUCAGGGUUAUGGGAACCCAGACUUCUGCUGGUUGUCUGUCCAUGACACACUCAUCUGGAGUUUCGCUGGACCUAUCUCUGUGGUCGUGCUGGUCAACAUAGUGAUUUUUGUGCUGGCUGCUAAGGCCUCGUGUGGACGCAGGCAACGCUCCUUUGAGAAGUCAGGAACCAUUGCUGCUCUGCGUAUGGCCUUCCUGCUGUUGCUGCUCAUCAGCGCCACCUGGCUUCUGGGUCUGAUGGCCGUCAACAGCGACGUCAUGACCUUCCACUACCUGUUCGCUAUCUUCAGCUGUCUACAGGGCAUCUUUAUCUUCUUCUUCCACUGCAUCUUCAACAAGGAGGUGAGGAAGACCCUGAAGAACGUCCUUACUGGGAAGAAGCCCAUACCAGAGGAGUCCAGUACCACACGUGCCUCUCUACUCACUCGCUCUCUGAACUGCAACACGUACACAGAGGACGGCACCAUCUACCGGUCGGCCAUUGGCGAGUCAACAGUUUCCUUGGAGACGCCGGGCAGGUCAGCAAAGAGCAGCUACCUAGCUUACACACUCAGAGAUGACUCUGGUCAGAAGCCCAGUGUGUCCUCCAGUGGUGCGAGGGCUGCUAUCGCUGACAUCGACGGCUCCAUUUUCCACAGAAAUGGCACCAAGGCUGAUGACUCGGACUCGGACAGUGAGCUGUCAGUGGACGAGCACAGCAGCUCCUAUGCCUCCUCACAUUCCUCUGACAGUGAGGAUGAUGAUGAUGACGAUGUCAAGCCCAAGUGGAACAACGAGAGACAACCGCUGCACAGCACUCCAAAAGUGGAUACAGUGGCCAAUCACGUGAAGCCUUACUGGCCUACAGAGGCCACCACAGCAAGUGACAGUGAGGAUCUUUGCAUGGCGGAGCGACUGCGGGUGGAGACCAAAGUGAACGUGGAGCUGCACCCCGAAAACAAGCUGAACCACACAGUAGAGGCCCCCCAGGAGAAAGAGCCCACAGCCCGAGAGAUCAACACCCCCACGCCAACCCCCACCCCCACCCCCACACAGUCCAACAGCAACAACCAGCCAGAGCACAGGAAAGGAAUCCUGAAGAACAAGAUCUCGUAUCCUCCACCACUAUCGGACAAGAACAUGAAGAACCGUUUGCGGGAGAAGCUCUCGGACUACAACCCCCCCACCAUCUCCUCGCGAUCCCCGUCUGUGGUGUCUGUCACCGGGGGCAACAACGUGCUCAGCAAGCCCCCCCAGCGGCCUGUGCCACCCCCCCGAGACACGCCGCAGCAGAAUGGAGUCGCAAUCAACCUCCUCACCACCCUCAAUGGGGGCAAUCACUCCGACUCUGAUGGCAGUAAUGAAACAUCCAUCUGACCCGACAGGAAGGUGAAGGACCCCCCAGCCCUGUAAAGGUGCUUCUGCCCACCACCCC
Molecule: messenger RNA, 9709 nt
Organism: Clupea harengus (Atlantic herring)
Lineage: Eukaryota; Metazoa; Chordata; Actinopteri; Clupeiformes; Clupeidae
Gene: celsr1a
Product: cadherin EGF LAG seven-pass G-type receptor 1a
Exons: 35
Coding region: 481-9651 (3056 amino acids)
Biological process (GO): cell surface receptor signaling pathway; homophilic cell-cell adhesion; G protein-coupled receptor signaling pathway
Cellular component (GO): plasma membrane
Molecular function (GO): G protein-coupled receptor activity; calcium ion binding
Source: RefSeq, a predicted model, not a curated record